ACCUUCGAUGAUAACAACAUCCUCGGAACUUCUUUGCCUGCAGAUUGGGCUCAACUCUGUGGGAGCGAGGAUAUGUGUGAUUUAGUGGAUAGCUCUAAUUAUCCUGGCGGUGUCUUCGUUAGCGGUCUCAUGUCGCCGAAUUUUGAUGGUUCGUGGAUGCUCGGUCAGACAGAGCAACAGUCUCUACAACUAGGUCAAGGUCAGCAACAAGAGGUACAGCAGGUUCAUACACCGCAGUCACUAUCGCUGUCCAAUUCGCCUUCCGACAAUGAGUCCAACAUAUCGUCGAAUCCCGAUGACCAAAUUCGAGCUCAAACCCCUGGCCCUUUGCACAAAACCAUUAUACCAAAUUACCUGACCAUUCGACGUAGAAGUUUAUCCGCCGACAACAUACACGCAUUGGCAAAAGCACAACAACAGGUGGCUAACCGCAAGGUCCUAUACCCUGCCCAACAACACACAGAACAGAUUUCAUUCGAUAGAACCGGUUUACCCAAGUCCACGGUUUCUCCUUCGACCAUGAGUUUUGAACAAAUGCAAUUUUUCCAAAACACAAAACAACAGGGUGUCCCGAUGCAAGAUGCCUGUGUCGUCAAAGUCGAAAAUCAAAAUGGCAACCAAAUCAGUAGUAAUGAUAGUAACGAAUGUGAUCCUAGUGGUCUUCAUCAACAGAAUAAUUCUCGAACUUCAAGCCCUUCACUACAGACCGCCGCAACCGCUCCCGUCACUCACCGCCCUCACUUGUCCAGAUCCGUGUCGCACCAACAGAUCGGUCCCAUCAACCAUGUGCAAAGACGCAACGAACUACAAGCCAGAUUUAAGGUUAAACUCGACAAGAGGAAUCAAAGGAGCAUGCCUAAUAUUCAACUGGCGGCUGCAGCCCAUGGCUCCAUGAUUCAAUCAUCAAGUUCGGUCCCUCUGAAAACGAACUCGUCCGGUGGAUCGGUUUCCGGCGCUGUGCCAAUAAUGGAGAUCUCAUCAUUGUCCACACCCACCACGCCAACUUUCCCCAACGAGAAGGUUGGUGCCGCUAAACCGACGCAAACGCUCGCCCCUCCACCACGUCGUGGUCACAUGCGCAAAAGAUCAUUGUCUGCACCCACGGCACCAUUUCCAAAUAUUGCACAACCAUUGCCAACCACCGUCUCCUUGCAAUCAACUACAACGUUUCCACUCAAUAUGUAUAACCGCAGCAGACCUAACGCUCUGCCCAUUCAAAUCCAACGGAACCCUAAGCACUCUCACACCACCACUACAAUGUCUUCAGAAGAAUAUCAACGCAAGUUGGAUGAAGAGCUCGAAAAGGUCGACUUCGACGACAUCACCGUGAGUGAGCUCAAGGAGAUGCUACGCCAGAGAGGGAAACCUGCAACUGGUAAAAAAGCAGUCUUGAUGCAAAGACUUCAAGAGGAAGUGGAGUAUGUCAAGGCCAUGAAAAACAAUGGUAAUCAACAGCUCAAGAACAAUAACACUCAAUUUUCUCAGAUGGUAUCAUCACCAACUUCUCCAUCUGGAGUCUCAUUGCAGAGAAGCAUUGCGAAUUUGCACAUAUCCAGUCCGCCCACCCAUUCUAGACGCUUUAGUCCAUAUGGAAGCGUCAGCAUUCCAGGCAGUCCCAGGAUGAUGCCCAGCGGGCUGGGUAAUGGGCGAUCUGGUUUCAGUGGAGGAAAUGUUACAUAUUCGGAAGGAGAGGAAUGGCAAUAUAACAUUGGAAUGCAGCCAUUAAUGUCGCACAAUAUAGAUGAACAAUCACAUUCGAUGAUGAUGAUGGGACCACAAUCGCAGCAGUCUCAAGAUAUGUACGGACAGCAACCUUCAUCUGCACCACCCACGACCACGGAAUUUGGUCCGACGUUCCAACAACCGUCGUCUUCCGCCUCGUCGAUGGCCACUGAAUUCGUCGAUUUCAUGAACCCCAUAUCUAUGAAUUUGAUGUCAAUAGGACCCGAUAUGAUGAGACUUAAUGUUUCCGACUCUGAUGAAUCGUUACUCAAAGAGACGGAUACAGAGAAUAAAUCUGGUGGAAAUUCGACGGAUCCGUUAGUUUCAUCGACGUCAAAUGAUGCCGUAACCGGGAUGCUUGCACAACAGACAUUGGAAUUCGGCUUUAAUUCGCAACAUCAACUACAAGGUGAACACAUGAUGAUAAAGUCCGAAGAUUUCCUCAACUAUUCACCGAUGUCCGCUCAACAUAUACCGAUGCAACUCGAGCUUCAGCAACAAGAUGGAAUGUCAUUUGGCGGGUGGUGA
Acaulospora colombiana is the source of this 2250-nucleotide messenger RNA. Lineage: Eukaryota; Fungi; Glomeromycota; Glomeromycetes; Diversisporales; Acaulosporaceae. The record is from the annotation of a GenBank genome assembly.